Molecule: messenger RNA, 744 nt
Organism: Tremella mesenterica DSM 1558
Lineage: Eukaryota; Fungi; Basidiomycota; Tremellomycetes; Tremellales; Tremellaceae
Exons: 3
Coding region: 1-744 (247 amino acids)
Biological process (GO): mitochondrial translation
Cellular component (GO): mitochondrial small ribosomal subunit
Molecular function (GO): structural constituent of ribosome
Source: RefSeq, a predicted model, not a curated record
AUGGCCUCCACCAGCACCUCCAGAGUAGGCAUUAUAGGCCGCAGAACAUUCUCAACCUCAUCAUCACGACCUGCUCCCCGAAUACGUCGCUGGCAAUGGAACAAACUCGACUCGAAAUUGCAAGAUUCCUUUGUGGAAUACAAAUUUGAUGAUGCAACCUCAUUAGGAUGGCUGAGGUUGUUCAAAAUACGAGAGGCUCAAGAGUUAUUUCGGAAGAUGGAAGUCGACCGGGAAGCGUUGAGAGCGCAGAGUAGACCGUUCAUCCCUCCUCCAAAAGGCGCCAUCCGUCUCACUACCACAAUCGAUCUAUCUGAACCAGACUCUUCUCGACAUAUGCGUCAAGUUCUCAUGGUACCCGUUGAUGGACUACCUCUGAAGGGCUCGGAAGCUACUCAUCGACUGAAACUGAUCGCUGGACCCAGAUGGACACCGCACAGACCAGGAAACGAGAUACCAAGUGAGGGUAAUGAUGAAGUGGAAGGGAAGGAGGGAUGGAUCAAGAUCAGCGAGGAUAGGUUUGAGAGUAUCAAUAUGAAUAGGAAGAGUACGUUGGAUAUGCUUGAAAAACUGGUGGACGCCGCCAACGAUCCCAAUUCCCCUCUUUCCACUUCUAUUCCUCUCGAUACGAGGCAUGUACUUGCCAAGCAAAACAAGGAAAAUGUCUCUCGACGAGCGAAGAUGGAGGUCGUUGGAGGGGUUCGAGGAUUUCCUCGGGAAUGGUUACCUCAAGUACAGUCGACAUGA